Molecule: messenger RNA, 1413 nt
Organism: Endocarpon pusillum Z07020
Lineage: Eukaryota; Fungi; Ascomycota; Eurotiomycetes; Verrucariales; Verrucariaceae
Exons: 4
Coding region: 1-1413 (470 amino acids)
Biological process (GO): protein folding in endoplasmic reticulum; regulation of DNA-templated transcription
Cellular component (GO): membrane; EMC complex
Molecular function (GO): DNA-binding transcription factor activity, RNA polymerase II-specific; zinc ion binding
Source: RefSeq, a predicted model, not a curated record
AUGUCUACUCCCCCGAAGCCGCCCUCCACACCCUCCGAAUCUCGCGAACGCCUCGCCCUCCUCCGAGGCAUGCACCUCCGCAACCACGCCUCCUCGACUCUAUCCCCCUCUUCCUUCGAAUCCCGACGCACCCACCUCGUAACAGCCUACAAAAGUGGCACUUUCCUGAAAGACGGUCCCGAGUCUCGCGGCAAAGCAGCACCGAACCCCAUGACCGACCCGGCAGCCAUGGAGGGCAUGAUGGGCAUGAUGAAGGGAAAUAUGGCGAUGAUGAUCCCUCAAACCUUGAUAAUGGGGUGGAUCAACGCCUUCUUUGCAGGAUAUGUGAUCUUAAAGCUGCCGUUCCCGUUGACGAUCCGAUUCAAGUCGAUGUUGCAGUCCGGUGUCAUGACGAGAGAUCUUGAUGUGAGGUGGGUGUCGAGUCUGUCGUGGUAUUUUCUGUGCCUAUUCGGCCUGCAACCAGUGUUCGCGUUCAUCCUGGGGAAUGAUAAUGCCGCGAACCAAAUGUCCCAACAAAUGGCACAGAUGAAUCCCGCAGCCAAUGCCAAUCCCUUCGGACCAGGUCAGGAUCCAGACAAGAUGUUUCUCGCCGAGGCGGAGAACCUGGAGGUGAUGGAGCAUUAUAGCAUUCUGGAUGGGGUGGAGGAAAGUCUGACAUGCCGUGCCCGCAAGCUCAAAUGCGACGAGAAACGACCAAGGUGUCACAACUGUCAAAAAGGCAAGAGAGACUGUCAACCAUCUGAUGGGAUUGUGUUUCGUCACCAGCAGAAUGCAUCCAUGAAUGGCACAGAUGGUGGAUCAAAAGGCGACGGAAAUCUGCCCGGCUUCUACUCAUACAAAAAUACCUUCAGCCCUGACAGCGUAUGGCUUGAGAUUCCCAAGAAAGUUACUUUCGUCGACGUCACUGAUCCAUAUGCGGAAGAUCCCUUAGAGCCUCCAUUCACCUCAUCUGACACCUCUGUCUCUGCGCCAUCACGAACAGAAUGGGGUCCUGGUGAUAAUUACGGGAGCAGACCCAGCGAAAUCGCCGCACACGGUUUGGAAGCUCUCUCUGUUGCCGCCUCCAGAGACAGAAGCGCUUUCCCGCAGCCACAAAUCUCUCACCAUGACCUGGCUUCGACUGCAAUAUCGUACAUGGCACAGAGUCCCAGCGCCCCUGUAUCAGCCAGAAAGCACAUGCACACAUCUCAUUCACCCACAACGUCCCUAAUUUCGAACAAUAAUAUCAACUUCUUGCUGAACCCUCAAGGUUCGAGAUCGCCUCCUAUUGACCCUAGUCUGCGGAAUGCACCAGACCACCAAGAGAAUUCGCCUUCAAUAGGUUUUCGUUCUGAAGCCAGAGUUGAGCAACCUGCGGAAUCAGAUCAAGAAGUGGCAUACCUGCUCCGUCACUUUGCGGAAGCUCCUGGAUAG